Messenger RNA from Stegastes partitus (bicolor damselfish), 1282 nucleotides. RefSeq names its product leucine-rich repeat neuronal protein 4. The record is from RefSeq and is a predicted model, not a curated record. The transcript has 2 exons. NCBI's taxonomy places the organism in Eukaryota, Metazoa, Chordata, Actinopteri, Pomacentridae. The coding region runs from base 101 to 886 and encodes 261 amino acids.
GAGCUUGAGACAGUUUAGAGCACACAGUGCGAGCAACCAGAGCAGGAACAAAAGGACACAGAAAGUACAGACCUGAAGCAACCAUCAGCAUUCAACAGAGAUGACGUCACUGUGUAGGAACCUAGCUACACUUCUCCUUUUCAUCUCGCCUCUAAUGCUCUCCCACCUCUUCACCCACGCUGCCUCUACUUCCCCACCAAUCACUCGUCCAAGGAUCAUAUUCAUGACUGGCUUGGACUUAGGUGAUGACUAUGGUGAUGACUAUGCUGACAGCCACAGCUCUCCUCCGAAAAUACUGGCCUCCAUGAGGACUCCCCUUCUCCACCAGGGACCUUCGCUCUGUCAGUACGACCCCUGCUUGGAGGAUCAGGAGCCUUGUGCCCGUCUCACCGCGCUGACCGGAUGCCGCUGUCCUGGGAUGAGUGGAGCUGAUGAGCCUCCUCACCCACCACGUAUCGCAGCACUGCUGCCGGUCAGUGACGGGAAAGACAGAGGGAAGAUAGAGGUGCAGUGGUGCGCUCCAUCUUCAGUGGUGUCUGCUUACAGAGUGGUGGUUGAGGGAAGUGACAGUGGCUUUCUGGAGUAUGGGAAUGCUUUGCGGCGAGGUGUGGUGGGCUCUUUGGAGGUGGGGACCAAGGUGUGUGUGGAGGCAGUGAACAGUGCAGGACAAAGCGCCACCUCAGAGUUCUCGUGCAAGCGGUAUGAAGCACCUGAAUCUUCAGAUGACAAACUGUUGGCCUGGAUCAUAGGAGGAGGAGUCGCCCUCCUUCUACUCAUUGUCAUAACAGCUGUGAUCCUCUGGAAAUGUCAAAUAUGUCGAAAGGCCAAGAGGGACUCUGCUGAUGGACUAGGGAACCCUUCUUACAGCACAGAGGGAACGCUGUGAUCCACAAUCCAUCCCAGUCACACUGAACAACCUCCGUGACACAUGGAGCACAGCAAAAGUGUAAUAAUGAACAAAGGCCUAAAAGUUCUCGAGCGGUAUUGUCAUUGAUUAUAGAAUUAAGAAGAUGCUUGAACUCCUCUUUCAAGGAAUCUGUAAAAAUAACGGUACAAAGGGCAGUGCUGCUCAUGGAACAGCACUAACAAAUGAUUAAUUAUGUUGUUUGGCAUUAGAACUACAGGUCUAUUUGCUGGCAAAUAAAACUCUGUAGAUUUAUUGAAGCGUUGUUUUUUUUUUCUAUCAUGACUGAUUUAAAUUGUAUAUAUUAAUUUUUAGGAUAUAGCGACUGACUUAAAUAUUUUGUAUUAAAAUUAUUUUAAUAAAAACUGUGUAAAUGUC